Molecule: messenger RNA, 4939 nt
Organism: Physella acuta
Lineage: Eukaryota; Metazoa; Mollusca; Gastropoda; Physidae
Product: zinc finger protein 271-like
Biological process (GO): regulation of transcription by RNA polymerase II
Cellular component (GO): nucleus
Molecular function (GO): DNA-binding transcription factor activity, RNA polymerase II-specific
Source: RefSeq, a predicted model, not a curated record
UUUACCCACAUUUUUAAUUAAGUCUGGUUCAUUUAUAAGAAGCAGCAUGGGAGAGGCAACUGCUGAUUUAGAUUUACAGUCUGAUGAGUUUAAAGAAUUUUCAAAUUCUGAAGAUGUGAAGCCACUUCUAUCUACAGUAUUUUCAUCUUCUUCUGACAUAAAAACAGAAUUAUCAUUUUUAACUUUCCGUGAUAUCAAACCAAACAUGACAUUUAUAACUUCACAGGAUGAUAAAACCGUUGUUACGCCAGAUUUUUCAUCUUCUACAGACACAAAGUCAGAAUGUACAACAUUUUCCUCUUUUGAUGAUGUAAAACACCAUAUGACAUUUCUAACAUCUCAAGAUAAAACAACAGGAUUUUUAAUUUUUAAAGAUGUGGAACCUGCUGUAUCAGCAGUAUGUACAAGAUCUGAAGAUAUAAAACCAGAAUUAGAAACUUUAUCAACCAACACAGAAUUAGAAAUUUUAUCAACUACUGAAGAUAUAAAACCAGAAUUAGAAACUUUAUCAACCAACACAGAAUUAGAAAUUUUAUCAACUACUGAAGAUACAAAUCCAGAAUUACAAAAUAUAUCAACUAGUGAAGAUCUAAAACGAGAAUUAGAAACUUUAUCAACUAGCGAAGAUAUAUUCCCAGAAUUAGAAACUUUAUCAACCAACAAAGAUUUGAAACCAGAUUUAUGGACAAAAUUUUUAGAUUCUGAGGACAAACAACAAAAUGGACUUGAAGAAAAGCUAAAACUCUCUGAAGAUGAAACAUAUCUCUCUGUUGAUCCUCAUGAUCAUCAUGAACAGUUUUUUCAAAGAUCUAACUUGAAUAAACAAGCUCAAACAGGGGAAAGGCUAAUCGAAUGUGAAGCUUUCAAUAAAAGGUUCUCAGAUAGUUCUAGGUUAAGUAAACACAAAAGAGUUCAUUCUGGAGUUAAGCCAUAUGAAUGUGAUGUUUGUCAUCAAAAGUUUUCAGACAGUUCUGCUUUAAGCAAACAUAAACUUGUUCAUUCAGUAGUUAAGCCUUAUGAAUGUGAUGUUUGUCAUAAAAAGUUUUCUCAAAGUUCUAAUGUUAUUAGACACAAAAGAGUUCAUUCAGGAGAUAAACCGUAUGAAUGUGAUGUUUGUCAUCAAAAGUUUUCAGACAGUUCUGCUUUAAGCAAACAUAAACUUGUUCAUUCAGUAGUUAAGCCAUAUGAAUGUGAUGUUUGUCAUCAAAAGUUUUCUCAAAGUUCUAAUGUUAUUAGACACAAAAGAGUUCAUUCAGGAGAUAAACCGUAUGAAUGUGAUGUUUGUCAUCAAAAGUUUUCAGACAGUUCUGCUUUAAGCAAACAUAAACUUGUUCAUUCAGUAGUUAAGCCAUAUGAAUGUGAUGUUUGUCAUCAAAAGUUUUCUCAAAGCUCUCAUGUUAUUAGACACAAAAGAGUUCAUUCAGGAGAUAAACCGUAUGAAUGUGAUGUUUGUCAUCAAAAGUUUUCAGACAGUUCUGCUUUAAGCAAACAUAAACUUGUUCAUUCAGUAGUUAAGCCUUAUGAAUGUGAUGUUUGUCAUAAAAAGUUUUCUCAAAGUUCUAAUGUUAUUAGACACAAAAGAGUUCAUUCAGGAGAUAAACCGUAUGAAUGUGAUGUUUGUCAUCAAAAGUUUUCAGACAGUUCUGCUUUAAGCAAACAUAAACUUGUUCAUUCAGUAGUUAAGCCAUAUGAAUGUGAUGUUUGUCAUCAAAAGUUUUCUCAAAGCUCUCAUGUUAUUAGACACAAAAGAGUUCAUUCAGGAGAUAAACCGUAUGAAUGUGAUGUUUGUCAUCAAAAGUUUUCAGACAGUUCUGCUUUAAGCAAACAUAAACUUGUUCAUUCAGUAGUUAAGCCUUAUGAAUGUGAUGUUUGUCAUAAAAAGUUUUCUCAAAGUUCUAAUGUUAUUAGACACAAAAGAGUUCAUUCAGGAGAUAAACCGUAUGAAUGUGAUGUUUGUCAUCAAAAGUUUUCAGACAGUUCUGCUUUAAGCAAACAUAAACUUGUUCAUUCAGUAGUUAAGCCAUAUGAAUGUGAUGUUUGUCAUCAAAAGUUUUCUCAAAGUUCUAAUGUUAUUAGACACAAAAGAGUUCAUUCAGGAGAUAAACCGUAUGAAUGUGAUGUUUGUCAUCAAAAGUUUUCAGACAGUUCUACUUUAAGCAAACAUAAACUUGUUCAUUCAGUAGUUAAGCCAUAUGAAUGUGAUGUUUGUCAUCAAAAGUUUUCUCAAAGCUCUCAUGUUAUUAGACACAAAAGAGUUCAUUCAGGAGAUAAACCGUAUGAAUGUGAUGUUUGUCAUCAAAAGUUUUCAGACAGUUCUGCUUUAAGCAAACAUAAACUUGUUCAUUCAGUAGUUAAGCCUUAUGAAUGUGAUGUUUGUCAUAAAAAGUUUUCUCACAGUUCUAAUGUUAUUAGACACAAAAGAGUUCAUUCAGGAGAUAAACCGUAUGAAUGUGAUGUUUGUCAUCAAAAGUUUUCUCAAAGCUCUCAUGUUAUUAGACACAAAAGAGUUCAUUCAGGAGAUAAACCGUAUGAAUGUGAUGUUUGUCAUCAAAAGUUUUCAGACAGUUCUGCUUUAAGCAAACAUAAACUUGUUCAUUCAGUAGUUAAGCCUUAUGAAUGUGAUGUUUGUCAUAAAAAGUUUUCUCAAAGUUCUAGUGUUAUUAGACACAAAAGAGUUCAUUCAGGAGAUAAACCGUAUGAAUUGUUAUGAUAGAUUAUAAAUAUCUAUCAUGGUGUCUCCACCUCUCCCCCCUUCUUGCUACCCCACAGGUAACGGUACACACCUGGACCUGAGUCCAGCGGUAUCGUAAGGCUGACCGGGCCUCGACCUUAGACUGCGGUCACGAGGGCGGAGCCUAAGUCAUGUGACCUGUAGGGUCGGGACGCUACAGUCCGGUCACUCUACCUUCUCCCCUCUUCGGAGGUACACGUUUAUUUUGGUGCUUAGGCACUAGCCAUUAUUACAUUAUAAUUAUUUUGGUGCUACGGCACUUGUUCUCUACGGAGAAAUUAAACGUACGUUUGGCAACGUGUGUAGAGGAUUGUGUGGCUUCAUUGGAAGGUAAUUUACUCUUACUUUUAUUAGCUGUACUGUUUUAAUAUUAAUUAAUAAGUAUGAAUUGAGUAUAAAACAAUGUAUGAAUGAAAAGCCUAUUUUCUAGUAAUGUUUAUUGUAGGCCUUAGGUAAGGCUAAUGUAAAUGUAUUAUCUUGGUAACAAUUGUAAACUUGUAUGUGUCUGAAUGAAUGUUAGGAAGUUGUCACAUGUAUUUUACAGCCGGCUAGCUUGGGGCUGAAACUUAGACGCUACAGAGGUCGGUGUGUGAGCAAGCGUGACCACGCCGCCCUGAAGACCAGUCGCCCAUUCCGGGCUACUCCAAGUUGUAUUAGUACUACUAUACCAAUAAUUAAUGUAUUAAAAGUUAAAUGUUCUUGGAACUGAAUUAAUUACUUUAUCAUAAUUUGAAACAUUUUCACUGAGCCAAAUAUCGGCAGUCAGUCAAUAAUAAUAACCUAACAUUAAUAAAAGCAAUAUUAACUAUUAAGGGACCUCUUGUCCAACGAGACAAACCCUAGACUAAACAGGUCAUUCUGUAGCUGCGGCUAUAACUAUUUAUGUGCGGUAUGACUUGCUAGAGCAUAUUUGCCACAUGAAUGUGAUGUUUGUCAUCAAAAGUUUUCAGACAGUUCUGCUUUAAGCAAACAUAAACUUGUUCAUUCAGUAGUUAAGCCUUAUGAAUGUGAUGUUUGUCAUAAAAAGUUUUCUCAAAGUUCUAAUGUUAGUAGACACAAAAGAGUUCAUUCAGGAUGUAAACCAUAUGAAUGUGAUGUUUGUCACAAAAAGUUUGCUAUCAAUUCUGAUUUAUCAAAGCACAAAAGAGUUCAUUCAGGAGAUAAACCAUAUUAAUGUGAUGUUUGUCAUAAAAAGUUUUCAAACAGUUCUGCAUUAAGCAAACACAAAAAUAUUCAUAUCGUAGCUAAGCCUUAUGAAUUUGAUCUUUGUCAUAAAAAGUUUUCAGGCAGUUAUAAUUUUAAUAAACACAAGAGAGUUCAUUCUUGAGAUAACCCACAUGAAUGUGAUGUUUGUCAUAAAAAGUUUUGAGACAGUUCUUCUCUAAGUAAACACAAAAAUAUUCAUUUAGUAGUGAAGCCAUAUGAAUGUAAUCUCUGUCAUAAAAGGUUUUCAGACAGUUCUAAUUUUAAUAGACACAAAUGAUUUCAUUCAGGAAAUAAUUCGUAUGAAUGUGAUGUUUGGCAUAAAAAAUUUUUAUACAGUUCUGCUCUCAACAGACACAAAAAAAUUUCUUUAGUAGUUAAACCUUAUGAAUGUGAUGUUUGUCAUAAAAGUUUUUCAGACAGUUAUAAUUUAAAUACACACAAGAAAAUUCAUACAGGAAUUUAGCCAUAUGAAUGUGAUGUUUGUUUUAAAAAGGUUUUAUCCAGUUCUAGUUUAAGUAGGCACAAACAAAUUUAUACUAGAGAUAAAUUUUAUAAUUCUGAUGUUAGGCAUGAAAUCUUUACAGUGAAGAGUGUAUAAUAAUAUAUUACAUUAAUUAAAUUGUUGAAGCAUCAAUAGAAUUGACAUUCUAAUCUUUACUUUUUACAAUCUGUAUAUAUUAUUAAUAGGAUAAUGUUUGAGUUCUACUUCUAGUAAAUUACCAAUUUUUUGACCAUGCUUGUGGCUGAACAUUUUUAUUGUUGAUCUUUGUUUUUGGUCUCAGCAAGUUAAGUGGGGUUUUUUACUAACACAACUAUCAGUUUCUAAUGCUUGAAACAUAACACCACAUACAAGUUAUAAAUUAAAUUAAAAAAGACUAAACCUGCAAUGGUUAUGUUUGGACAUUUUAGUAUCAUACUUUUAGUAAAGGUUUUGCUUUGUUGUAUUUAAUUUUGUUUUCUUUAUUUUUAAAAACACUUUAAUGAAAAUGUUACUGUUGUAAA